This is a messenger RNA of Arachis ipaensis, 707 nucleotides long. The record is from RefSeq and is a predicted model, not a curated record. NCBI's taxonomy places the organism in Eukaryota, Viridiplantae, Streptophyta, Magnoliopsida, Fabales, Fabaceae.
AUGUUAGGGAGUAUAUGCUACUGUAACGUGAUUUUGAUAUGUGUAUUUUGUUGUGUUGUAGGUGGAAUAGUUCCGAACUUGACAACUUUUUUGCUGCAGUCUUUCUUAAGCCAGAAAAAGAAAGGUGAAAAAGAUGGUGGUGUUUCUUGUGUGGAGAAAGAGAAUGGCACUGACGUUGCUCAGUCAAGUGCUUGCCCUAUUCAUCAAGUGAAACAGAAAUACUUUGACUUUUCAGAUAGAUCUUUAGAGAUUCUCUACGAAGAGGAGUUAGAUGUGGUGACUGGGGGUCAUUCUGUUUUUGAAAAGCAAAAGAAAUUGCAAGAUUUUGUUGAUGGAGAUGGACCACAGUCUCUGUUGAGUGAACAAUUUUUCGUGGCAGAGCUUUCUGAUAAGGUUGUUCAGCAAGCUAGUGAUGUUAGGAUGCUGAAGAGAGUCAGAAGGGAGGGUAUUGGAAAGUAUAUGCAAGUAGUUGUGUCGAGAUUGUUGUGUAUAGGUCGGACCACGGAGCUGCUAGGUGCCAACGAGAAAGGUGUGUCAGAAAAGAUGGCAAACUUAGAAAAGUUUGUGAAGGAGAAAGAAGGUGUUAUCAUAGAUGUCACUACCAACAUGAAAAAUGAAGAAGAAGAAAUUGCUAAGCUUCAGGAUCAGAUUCGUCUCUUGCAAAGUUAGAUUAAAGAGGAUGAUAAUAAAAAGGGGAAAAUGACGUC